Struthio camelus australis is the source of this 3305-nucleotide messenger RNA. RefSeq names its product mitochondrial translation release factor 1 (gene MTRF1). Lineage: Eukaryota; Metazoa; Chordata; Aves; Struthioniformes; Struthionidae. Gene Ontology annotation, biological process: translational termination. Gene Ontology annotation, molecular function: translation release factor activity. The record is from RefSeq and is a predicted model, not a curated record.
GGAGAAUCGGGCCGCGGGGGUUGUUAAGGCGGGCAGCGAGGCCUGGGAGGCAUGUUUGGAGGUAGGGGUGUGCGGGUGUCCCGCGCAGCUCUCUGUUCUCACCUGCCUGCGUCAAAUCGGUUGCCGGGCGUUAACAGCAUCUUGGAUUAUCAGACGCGGCUUUUAAAGAGCCUCUUGAAACCAUCGUGGCAUUGAGAAGUGCUGCCUGGAAAUUAAACUGUUAGCUAAUAAGAAGUUAAUUAGCGGUUGAGAAGUUAGUUAAUAAAUUCAUAAGGCAAUUGCUGUUGUCUUUUCUGAUGUACCCGUUCCAGUUUGUGAUGCAGCUGAGCUGCCCACAGGGUAGUUGUGUCGCGUAAAAAAAACUGACUAAGAACAGGUUUGAAAAGCAUUUACAGAUAGUCUGCUCUUUAUAGCUCCCUGAAAGUUUUAUGUAUCUUUAUUUCUGCACAAAUGUCCUGAGACCAAAAUCUCCAUUAAGGAGGAGAUAGCUUUUUAAAACUUAUUGAACAAAACAAAGCUAUACUGAAGUUGUGGACUUCCUUGAAGGUCUGAGUCACACAGUUGUUUAGCGUCUUGGGGCAUUAAAAACAAAAGAGUUUGUUUUGGAGAGCUCAGGCAGAACUCUACUGCGAGUUAGUCGAGUUAGUCCUUAGUUAAGUACAUCUCUUCUUAAUUAAACCAUUAGUCCUGUUAGUGCUGCUUGACAUCUGACAGGAGAUGAUGGGCCACGCCGAACUGAAAUCGGUAGGAGCAACCCCAUUGACAUCAGCGGAUUUGGGCUUUUUUGAAUGAAGUCCACACGUGGCCCUGUGGAACGAAGUCCAGGAUUGUGGAGGACGAACCGAUUUGUGCUUUUUGCUUUUGUUGCUGUGGUGGGGGAAGCGUGAUCCCUGCGCUGCGGUUGCUUUUCGUCACUAGAACAGUCCAUGGGAGGGUACUGUCGGCUUUCUGUAAAUCAAAGUAGUCGUGAAGUUGUCGCUGUGGGUCUGACAGCACUUACCAGCCUGGGGAAUCAGGGGAAGGUGCAGAAGUAAAACAAAGGCCCUUCCUUCCCUCUCUAGCUCUUUCAGUUCCUGCGGGCAGUAGAACAAAUAACUGGGCAAGCAAUUUGGAACACGUUGGUUUUUACUGUAUAUUGCUGUCAUUGUCGGGCAAAUGGAGGAAAGUAAAUAGAUGAGGAGAGCUGUCGAGAUGAGUGCUUAGAAUGUCAUAGUAAUGUGUUAGUAAAAUGCCUGAAGAUGUACGGAAACUCUUGUCACUAAUGAGUAAAAAGUCAUUGUGUCAGGAAAUUGAAAUGUGUGCUUAAGGAGACCCUGUUGCAAAAGAUUACUAUUUUCCGAACUGACUUUUUUCUGUAGAAGUUGGUGGACAGAGGGGAUUGUGGUACUGGCAGAGAUAUUAAGGAGUGCUUCCUUAUUCAUUAAACCUUUUCUACAUGAAUAGUCUUAGAGUAAGAGUGACUUACAUGAAUGCAGCAAGCAGGUUUAGACCUCUUGGUAGAUGCUUGGGCAUCAAUAUCAAUUUUUACAAUCUGAUAAGAAUUCAAAGCAUAGUUUGUGAGGUUGAUGAUGUACAAUGCUAUGAUGUACACUGAAGAAGACAGACCUGUCCUAGAGCAAUAGGCAUAACGAGAGGCUAUGUCCUCCAUACCUGAGGGCUAGGUUUGUCAGAAAAACAGAGGGAUUGUAUUUCAGAGGAGUUGCUUCUUAUUCCCUUUUCUUAAUGAAAAUAUUUGUCUCUUAUUUGUAUAUCACGGAAAGGAGUACACAGGGAACAUAAAGUACUGCUCCCAUGUCUUACACAGCAUUAAUGCAUAGGUGGUGGAAAAAUAAGACACAAAAUGAAACCUCUCCAAAGUGUCUGGCUUUUCAGGAGCCUGCUUACUAAGCGCUGCUGUCAUGGUCAGCUCCACAGCUGUCCUCUUCCUUCUGUCGCUAAGAGGAUGGGUUAUGUGAUGGGACUGCACAACUGGAGGUCAAAAUCUUUGUUAGACACAGCUAGAUUCACUCUGACGUUUAGCAGUCGGCUUAGGAAAAAACAUCAGGAUUCUCAUGCACUGUGGAAGCAUGAGUCUAUGCAGAAGUACCUAGAAACUCUAAGCAAGGAAUACCAGCGGCUUAGUCAUCUGUUAAAUGCUGGCUCAGUAAAUGACUUUGAGGAAAAAUCCCUGAAGAGAAGACAUGCUGAUCUGUCUCCAAUUGCAACUGUAUUUCAAGAAAUCAGAGAGGCAGAAAGAGAGGUUCAAGAGUUAGAAGCCAUGUGCAAAGAGCUAGACAACAGAGAUGAGAAACAACUUCUAGAGCUUGCCUUAGAAGAGAAGGAAAUCCUUGAUAACAAAAUCAACACAUUGUGCAGAAAGCUUUUCCAGAUUCUAGUGCCAAAAGAAAAGUAUGAUGGAAGUCAUGUCAUAUUAGAAGUGACAGCUGGCAGAACAACUGGAGGUGACAUCUGCCAACAGUUCACUAAAGAAAUGUUUGAGAUGUACCAGAACUAUGCGGACUAUAAAUGUUGGACCUUUGACAUUCUGAACUAUACACCGGCUGAGAUAGGUGGCUUGCAUCAUGCAGCUGCUCAGAUUUCAGGACGUGAUGUCUACAGGCAUCUGAAAUAUGAAGGAGGGACUCAUCGAGUCCAACGAAUCCCUGAGACGGGCCUAUCGUCAAGAAUGCAGCGUAUUCACACUGGGACAAUGUCAGUUAUUGUCCUCCCUCAGCCAGAGGAGGUUGAUAUUAAAGUGGAUCCCAAAGAUUUGCGUACAGAUACAUUCAGGGCCAAAGGAGCAGGAGGACAACAUGUUAACAAAACUGAUAGUGCUGUGAGAAUUGUACACCUUCCCACAGGACUAACAGUUGAGUGCCAGCAGGAGCGAUCACAGCAAAUGAACAGGGAGAUAGCCCUGCGAACACUGAGAGCUAAGCUGUACCAGCAGAUGAUUGAAAAACAACUAAGCCAAGAACAGAGUGCCAGAAAACUGCAGUUGGGAACAAGAGCCCAGGCAGAGAGAAUUCGUACUUAUAAUUUCACCCAAGACAGAGUCACUGACCACAGGAUCUCGUAUGAUGCACGCAAUAUCAAGGAAAUUCUAAGUGGGAAAGAAGCACUAGAUAAGCUAAUCAACAGACUGCUGGAGUUUGCGGAGAUAGAAGCUCUCACUGAAUAUCUAGAAAACUUGCAGUCUUUGGAAAGAGGAGGGUCCUGAAGACGUUUUGCACAGUUAAAGCAGAAAUUUUGCCUUCUGUAGCAAAAUAAAAUGGAUGCAUUUGUUAGAUAAUAGAUUGAUUAAAAUCUGUGUGUCUAUCUUUAAA